Molecule: messenger RNA, 878 nt
Organism: Leucoraja erinaceus (little skate)
Lineage: Eukaryota; Metazoa; Chordata; Chondrichthyes; Rajiformes; Rajidae
Product: calglandulin-like
Exons: 5
Coding region: 111-581 (156 amino acids)
Cellular component (GO): cytoplasm
Molecular function (GO): calcium ion binding
Source: RefSeq, a predicted model, not a curated record
UUGAGGGCUCACACUCUUCAAUAAUGUAAAAGAUGCACUUGUUUUCUGGCUGUGCUCGACUCUAGAAGAUCAAGUCUGCUCUCUGCCACUGCCCCUGCUGUUCCCUCACCAUGCCCAGCACACUGCCGCCUGACCUGUUGGCCGAGUACAAGGGUGUGUUCGAGAUGUUCGAUGAGGAGGGGAACGGUCUGGUGAAGACAGACGACCUGGCAAAGCUGAUGAGCCUGCUGGGGCUCAACGUCACCAAACGGGAGCUGCUGCAGAUGGCCAAGGACGUGGACAAAGAGGGGAAAGGACUGUUUAACUGCGACAACUUCCUUGUCCUGAUGGGGGAAUUCCUCGAGAAGUCAAAGAAUCAGGAUGAGGAACUGAAGGAAGCUUUCCUGGUGUUUGAUCCAGAACGGAAGGGCUACAUCGACUGGCACACGUUGAAGUAUGUCCUGAUGAAUGCUGGGGAACCGCUCAACGAGGAGGAAGCAGAACAGAUGAUGUUGGAAGCCGACAAAGAUGGUGAUGGCACAAUCGACUACCAAGAAUUCGUCGACAUGAUGACUGGUGAAUCCUUCAAAUUGAUCAAGUAAUUACUUCGUCUGAAGCAAGAGUUGCAUCUGAACAGUGACUGCUCGGUGGCAUUCCCGCAUUGACCGAUGUUCCAUCAAGACUCUGAACACAAUGACAAAUAUAUAUAUAUUUAAUUUUGAGACCUUGUUUUCUUCUCUCUUCCACUGUAACACAGUGAUCGUAUGGUUUUGCAAAUCACAAUGUAAAAUUCAGAGAGAUUACGCGGGUGAUUACAACCUGUGUCCGAGGUAUCUCGGAGUGGGCCAUGGGUCUUAUAACCAUGCACAGCUGCCAAUAAACUGAAUGGUACAGAUUAA